UUUGUAUUGUAACGUAACAGAUGCGAUGUAUUGUAGUAGUUUUUACCAAAGGAGCGGCGUUUUCGGCGUGAACAACAGUUUUGACGCCAAGCCGAAAAAUCAUAAAAGUAAACGAGACUCCAGCGGGAAGGAACCACUUUUCUUGCUUUUGGGAAGAGCAGUCGAGCUUAUCUUCUUCUGACGUUGAUGUGGCAACGUUUCUUUGUUAUUCUCAUUUUUUCUCGGGCAACCAAUGCGAAACGUUUGGCAUGUUACGGGCGAGCACUCUCCAAUACAGUUUAAAGUCUCUUGGGCAUAAACACUCGACAUUUCGUCGUGUCAUGCAAAUAUCCACAAAAUAUUUGCUCAAUACUAAAGGAAAGGCGCUCGAUAUCUUCUUUAAUUCCCUAUAUCAGUUUCUGCGGGUAUGUUUGCACCAUUUCUGGCUGAGGUGGGCGAAGGUGUACAACAAACAAAAGCAAGGUGAGCAGUUGUCGCGAGAGCAGAUUAGAAAAUGAUGUCCGAAAUCACCGAAGAAGAUUUAUAUUUUAGCAGUUCUGCCUCAGAUACCGACGAAACGAAUUUCAAGUCUUGGCGGCGAGAAGAGACGACUCCAAAAUGUUCGCUGGUUUACUUUAUACUAGGAAUUGCCCUUACAGCCCCUUUCGUCACAUUUGUUUGUGGUGCGCAAGAUGUGUUAGCUGGGACGGAGAAACCGACAGGGCUCGUGAUUAUAGCUCUGACAGCUCCGUCGUGUGUUUUGAAGAUUGUGUCGCUUUGUUUCCAGCACGUUUCACAAAUAGCGAGGAUCUUCGUUGCCUCUGGCUUUGUGGUAGUAGGACAGUUGUGUGCAGUUUUCAUUCCUCACCUCAGCGGACGUUUGGCUGGGGUUUGUUUGAUUUCUGUGGGAACCGGCAUUGGAGAAAUAAGCUUGCUUAUACAGACUGCAAGAGAACUGGAAGAAAUCGCUUUGUGUUCACUGCUGGUAGGCACUGGUGUUGGUGGAGUUUUUGGAGCUGCUUCAUAUGUUGGAUUAACAGUCUGGGCUAUUGUGGAUCCACGGACAGCAGUACUUGUGUCGGCGAUAUGGCCGCCAAUAUUGCUUCUGGUAUUCUCCAUUUCUCGAGGUAAUCUUCACCUUUUCCGCCGCCCACAGGGCAAGAGGUACUUUUCUAAGCUUGAGCGGCGCAAGUUUGAAAUGGACUGUCGUUUAACUCCUCGCUGGAAAGAAAGACUUGCAGGUAUGUGGAAUUCCUUCCAUCACAUGCUGAUUUUGUUUAUGGUGUACUUCGGCGAGUAUAUAAUUCUUUCGGCCAUUCUGACCACGUUGGUAUUCGAGGACGCUGGCGUGGGCCCUGAAUUUGCUCCUCGGGGACAUUUUGAGCAUUACGUUCUCAGCACCAUGGUCGGCGAGUUCCUUGGUCGAAGUUUCAUCUCCAUGCUCCGCGCCAUUGCUCCCGGAUUCUUCUUCACUGCUGCUCCUAUCCUUGCUUUUUUCCCUCUGGCUGAAACUAUUUUCCUGGUCCUUGCCACUUGGUUUCGUCUUGUUCCAGCUGUAUGGAUCGUUUGGUUGUUGUGUUUUAUCCAGGGCACGGCCUGUGGGAUGAUAUUCUCUAAUUCGUACCACACCAUUUCAAGAAGGUUCUUCUCCCAGCACAUAAUAUUCAUCGUCACGCUUGCGUCCAUACUAGAAACCGCUGGUAUUCUGACCGCAGGCCUGCUUGGCAUUCACAUAGAGACGUUGUUAAAGGAACAUUGCAUGGUUCACGUGGGAAAUAAAUCCGACUGCUUCACAAGAAGCAUGGACGUUAGCUUCUGGGAAUAUGGAAAUAGGUUUAAUUACGAUAGUAAAACUACAGUGUCACUAUAGCUGACAGAGACUUCUCGCGUGAUUUCAAUCUCGUAACCAAGAUGUUAAUAAUGUCUUUUACACAAAUGAAGAGGUGUUUUGAAGACAAUAAUUCUAAAUUUAACUCCUUUAGGGUGGAAGGUCUUUUCAAAUACUGUUAAAAUUCUAAUACUUGAAUAUCAAAUGAGAGAGAUUAGUAGCGAUAUAUAUACAGGGCGCUGAAACUGCAGUUAAUUAUAGUUGUUGACAGUACCAAGUAAAGACAGUAAGUGUAGUGUCAUAAGAAUGAAAAACUCUGUAAAUUCGCACUCACUGUUAUUAGCCACGUGAAGAUCAGACCUUAUGCGUCCGAUGGCGCGAUGAGGACUGAUGAUGAUGAUGAUGAUGAUGAUGAUGAAGAUGAAGAUCACGAGAAAUAGUCCAGGGUGGUUAAUUGGGCUCGCCCCCUCGCCCAA
Messenger RNA from Orbicella faveolata, 2283 nucleotides. RefSeq lists its product as uncharacterized. Gene Ontology annotation, cellular component: vacuole; membrane. Gene Ontology annotation, biological process: regulation of intracellular pH. NCBI's taxonomy places the organism in Eukaryota, Metazoa, Cnidaria, Anthozoa, Scleractinia, Merulinidae. The record is from RefSeq and is a predicted model, not a curated record.